AUGCAGAACCCAAAUGAGGAUACAGAAUGGAACGAUGUCCUUCGCGCCAAAGGAAUUAUUCCUCCCAAGGAGACAGAAAUAUCCGAGGAGCAAAUUGUGAAUAUGAUCGAAGAGACAAUACAAAAUAAACAAGCAGAAAAGGAAAAGCAGUUAUCAGAACUAGACUUAGAUGGUCUUGAUGAAUUAGAAGAUGAGGAAGACGAGGCUGUUCUGCAAGAGUACAGAAGGCGGCGUAUUGCUGAAAUCAAAAGACUUGCAGAGAAGCCCAGGUUUGGUGAGGUAAAGGAAGUUUCGGGCCAAGAUUAUGUUCAAGAAGUCAACAAAGCUGGUGAAGGUAUCUGGGUAGUCAUACACCUGUAUAAACAAGGAAUACAAGAGUGUGCUCUUCUUAACCAGCACAUAAGACAAUUGGCUGCCAAAUUUCCAUACACCAAAUUCUUAAAAGCAAUGGCUCAAACUUGUAUACCCAAUUAUCCAGAGAGGAAUCUGCCAAGUGUAUUUGUCUAUUAUGAAGGCGAUAUGAAGAAGCAGUUUGUGGGCCCACUAGAAUUGAGAGGAACAGCAUUGACUUGUGAUGAGUUGGAGUAUAUACUAGGUCAAGUUGGUGCUGUGGACACUAAAAUAAAGGAAGACCCGAAACCCAAGAUUAAAGACAAGUUAUUCACAGAUUUGGGUUGCAAUGACUGG
Molecule: messenger RNA, 687 nt
Organism: Iphiclides podalirius (scarce swallowtail)
Lineage: Eukaryota; Metazoa; Arthropoda; Insecta; Lepidoptera; Papilionidae
Source: the annotation of a GenBank genome assembly